GUCAGAUAGCAGGGUUACUCGACGUUGGCAGCAACCAAUCAGCGUAGAGAGGGUCAGUGCGCCCCUCAAGAGGGCCACAAGCGCGGACACACGAUAGACAGAACACAAUACACACAAUCAUCAACAUCCAUCACUUUUGUGCAAUAUCUCAUUAUAUCUGACAAUUAAGAGUCUCACUGCCUCAAUAACGAGCGAUAAAACCACGAAAAUGGCAACAAUCCAGACCCAACGGGACGCGACGGUCAUCCUCACCGACUCAAGCAACUGGAUCCCUUGGUACCGCCAACUUAAGCUGAAAUGCCAGUCGCAAGGCAUUUGGCCACUGUUGGACCCCGAAGGAGUGCGACUCCAGCGCAUCCAACCGGAGGCUCCGCUACCCCCAGACAUUUCGCAGUAUGAACCGUCAAGUAGCCCCUCAGCUGCCUCAUCGCAUACCACCCGAAACGCUAGAGGCAACACGCGAGGAUCAGCACAAGACACUACAGAAAUGUCGACAACAACCUCACGAAUCCCCACUAUACCAACGCGAGUGUCAGAACUCUCAGAGAAAGGACAAGAAGCGUAUAAGGAGGAUCGCGACGACUACAAGCUGCGCCUUGAGUCAUACAAAAUACGGGAGAGGGACUAUCAAGAAGAAAGCAACAAAAUCUCAAAGAUGGUCGAACACAUCCUUACAACCGUAACACCCCAUUUACAACUUAGCUGUUGCGCCGAGAACGGCACGCCGCGCGACUGGAUAACCGCCCUCCAAGACACAGUUGGAGUGGAUGAAGACGAGGAGAGAGCGCGAGCACGAGAGAGAUACCAAGCCGCACUCAAGCCAAUGCGUUCAACCACAAACUGGGAGACGUGGCUAAAUGAAUACGAUCAGGCUGCAACUCGAGCUGAAACCCUUGAGGUGGCCGAGGUUAUGCAAACACAAGCCGUAAUAGACGACUUCCUAGGCUCCGUAUCUAAAAUGGCAUCAACCUGGACCGCAGGGUUCCAAGGGCCAGGGUACGAUAAGAAAGCCAUGAAUAGGAAAAGGAUGAUGAAACUCUUCCGUGAAUAUAUGAGUCUUCAAUAUCCAUCAAGAGGGAAGCCAAAGAGCGCCUUCGCGGUAGGAGACUUAUACGCGGCGAGCGGUGAACCCGACUCGGACACACUGAGGGACGCCUCUAGUGUGGAAUUAAGAGCGCCAUCCAACCAAGGCCGGGGAAACCCUAGGCAAUCAAACAAACGCAAGAUGGAUGGUCAAAGUACCAGAACCAAGCAGAUCCCGGAGAGGAAUUCAGCGAAAGCUGGAGACAUAUGUCCUGCCUGUGAACAGCGUCAUGAGAUAUCUGACUGCUACUAUGUGAACAAAGCCAAGGCACCUGAAUGGUUCAAGCCAAAUCGAGGCAUCGCAAGAUUAGUACAGUACAAACUUGAAAAUGACACCAACUUACAGAGAACGAUGCAGGAAAUGUCCCCAGAGACUAAACGACCUCGAUUCUCGACAACGUCACGAUCGAUUACACCUCAUAUCAAGACAUCACAAACACCGGACGCAGUCAUUGAAUGA
Pyrenophora tritici-repentis Pt-1C-BFP is the source of this 1543-nucleotide messenger RNA. RefSeq lists its product as uncharacterized. Lineage: Eukaryota; Fungi; Ascomycota; Dothideomycetes; Pleosporales; Pleosporaceae. The record is from RefSeq and is a predicted model, not a curated record.